GCCUCGACUGUAAUAUUAGUUUAAGAACAGGGGCAAAAUAGGAAAUAAAAAUAUAAUGCCCACCCUAACGAGAUAUAUUUAUACCAGGGUAUAGUGCUAAGUUUCGUCUCCCGCUGCUGCUCGGCCGCACUCAACAGCCUCCCGCUAGGGUUUCUCAUUUCUCUUGUAGAGGUGUGAAAAGCAGAGAGGCUUCAUCAUGAGCAAGCUGCAAAGUGAUGCAGUGAGAGAAGCUAUCUCCCAGAUCUCCGGAGAUGUGAAGGAGAAAAAGCGCAACUUUACUGAAACUAUUGAGCUCCAGAUUGGAUUGAAAAAUUAUGAUCCUCAGAAGGACAAGCGUUUCAGUGGCUCAGUCAAGCUGCCACAUAUCCCUCGCCCCAAGAUGAGGGUCUGCAUGCUUGGUGAUGCUCAGCAUGUGGAAGAGGCUGAAAAGAUUGGGUUGGAUUACAUGGAUGUAGAAGGUCUGAAGAAGCUCAAUAAAAACAAGAAGCUUGUUAAGAAGCUUGCUAAGAAGUAUCAUGCUUUUCUUGCUUCUGAAUCUGUCAUCAAGCAGAUACCUCGGCUUUUGGGUCCUGGUCUCAACAAGGCAGGGAAGUUUCCCACACUGGUAACUCACCAGGAAUCCCUGGAGUCGAAAGUUAAUGAAACUAAAGCCAUGGUGAAGUUUCAACUCAAGAAGGUUCUUUGUAUGGGUGUUGCUGUGGGGAACUGCAGCAUGGAGGAGAAGCAAAUUUUUCAGAACGUGCAACUAAGUGUGAAUUUCCUUGUUUCAUUGUUGAAGAAAAAUUGGCAGAAUGUGAGGUGCUUGUACCUGAAGAGUACAAUGGGGAAGCCAUAUCGCAUCUUCUAAGCUCGUUUGUCUACAAUCGCCCCGUAGCGAGAUGUGUAGCAUGAGAAAGGCUCCUUAAAUUGUAUUUUUUUCCCAUAAGUCUCGAAUAUCUGUUUUGUUUACUUUUAAAAUUUUUGGAUUGUUCGUUUCAGUUUUGAACAAUGACCCUAAAUAUUUAACAUUAUGUGAUUGGUGAGUUUGGAUGUUUCA
Malania oleifera is the source of this 1036-nucleotide messenger RNA. Its product is annotated as large ribosomal subunit protein uL1. The transcript has 6 exons. Bases 197 to 847 code for a protein of 216 amino acids. Gene Ontology annotation, molecular function: RNA binding; structural constituent of ribosome. Lineage: Eukaryota; Viridiplantae; Streptophyta; Magnoliopsida; Santalales; Ximeniaceae. Gene Ontology annotation, cellular component: large ribosomal subunit. The record is from RefSeq and is a predicted model, not a curated record. Gene Ontology annotation, biological process: translation.